Molecule: messenger RNA, 1598 nt
Organism: Argiope bruennichi
Lineage: Eukaryota; Metazoa; Arthropoda; Arachnida; Araneae; Araneidae
Exons: 2
Coding region: 41-1474 (477 amino acids)
Cellular component (GO): membrane
Source: RefSeq, a predicted model, not a curated record
UUCGUUGGUGGAUCAUUUCAGAAACAUUAAGAUAUUCCUUAUGUGCCUUGUUCUUUUAAAUGCUUUCAGUACUUUGAGUCUGCUCCUGUUGCCUCCUAUUGGCGAAAAGACGCAAGGAAACAUAAAUAUAAGGCUUAAAUUAGCGAACAGAUCACAAGCCAUUUCUAUUCCUCUGUCACUUUCAAUGCAGGAUGAAUGUGUCAGAGAAAUGACGAGACAUUCGGAAAUAAACUGCUCUGCUCUGCAGUCGGAAAGCCCUUCCCAAAAUGGGACUACUGAUGAAAUUGUAAAAGAAAUUCAGGUGGAUCAUUUUCAGGAUAUAGAUUUUCGAAUGCUAAGGCUUAUACAUUUGAACAAUAGUAAUAACAUUAACAUUACUUUUUCCAUGCAUUUGCCUUCAAGAGCGAUAGAUAGUUCAAACUUCUCAAAUAUAAAUCAGACUCAUAUUCUACAUUUUAAAUGUGAACCGCACCUACAUCUUUGUACCUUUCAAGCCAACACUUCAAUAAAUGAAUAUAAGACCUAUCAGUUUUGGGCCUUUGCAUGUUUAGUCAUAAUAGCAGGAUUAGCUUCUGGCAAUAUAAAUUCCUUAUCGGACGUGGUAUGCUAUGAAAUUUUAGACGAACAGAGACAUCUGUACGGACGCCAGCGACUCUUUGGAACUAUCGGAUGGGCCCUAUCUUGUCUCGUAAGUGGUUAUUUAAGUGACCUUGCAACUGGAAACAGCCCAAGAAAAGAUUAUUCUCCAGGAUUCUAUGUCAUGAUAUGUCUGAUGCUGUUAGACACGUUCAUCAUCAGCAAAUUACCAUUAAAUAAAGAAUUGAAGUUGUCCACCAACAUAUACCGAGACGUGAAGAAAGUAUUCCAUUCCAGUGAAGUAAUACUUUUCGCCAUCGGUUCAGUGAUGAUGGGAGCUUUUACAGCUGCCAUCGCCUAUUACGAACUGUGGUAUCUGCAAGACCUAGGGGCCAGCCAGAGUCUCUUGGGAUGGACAAUUAUUGUUCAGUGCUUAAUAGCUGAAACGCCAUUCUUUGUAAUCUCUGGCUGGUUCGUCAAGAAAUUCGGAUCCUUCAACUGUCUGAUUGGGUCGUUCGCUGCUUAUGCCCUUCGCUUCGGAUGCUAUUCAAUCAUCACAAAUCCAUGGUGGGCGUUGCUUGUUGACCUCACUCACGGGUUCACUUUCGCCAUGUUCCAUGCAGCAAUGACGCAUUUCGUCUCCGUGAAUGCCCCUGAAGGAAUUGAAGGCACAAUGUUCGGCAUUUUUGGAGGGCUCAUUGAUGGAAUGGGUCAAGCUUCCGGUAGUCUUCUAUGCGGAGCGGGGUUCGACAAAUUUGGUGGACGUUUCACAUUCACGAUCGCAAGCAUUUUCAGUGGAUCAUGCGCAGUCGUGUUUCUAAUAUUUUCAAGAUGUUUAGCGAAGUUUCCUAAAAGAACUGUGAAAGAGAACAUUUUCCUCGAAAAGCAGAGUUCAUGAACUCCAGAUUAAAAAGUUCAGAAAACUUGUAAGAGAUACACACUUAGGAAAUUUAUUUAAAGAAUUGCGUACGAAUUACACUAAUUCAUAUUUGGAAAAUUCAAACUAAAAUAUUUGUGAUAUA